UUCUUUUAAUUAGAUAAUUUUUUGGCCUAAAUUCAAUUCUUAAUUCUAUAGAUGUCCGUGAAUCAUUUUUCAGAAAACUUGAAUUAUUUUGAAUAAAAGAAUCUGAUUGUUAUGACGACCCCGAGGUUCUUUAUUAAAUCCUACAUCACUAUAGUGCAUAAACACAGAGGAUUAAAAAUGGAGCAGAGAGAUAGACAAACGAAAGAGGAAGAAGAAGAAGAAGAGGAAAUUCAACCGAAAAAAUUAAAAAUAGAUCUUGAGGACGAAUCGACCAAAAAAGCUUAUCCUGAGAAAGAAGAUUUAGAAAUGAGGAAAACAAAGAAAAAUGAGCCAACAAACCAGGGGAAAAAUGGCGGAAACCUGAAGAUGGUAAUCUGCAAAAAGCAAGAUGGCAACCUCCAGGCAAUUAAAGAAACAGCUGAUGUGAAUAGCAGCAAUGAUUUAACGAGUGAUUCAGCUGAUGCCAAGUGUGAAUUGAAAAAGCAGAAGAAAAUUUUAAUAAAAAUUAAGAAGCAAAAGAAAGCAAAGAAAAAGGAAGAUGGACCAGCAAAAGCACUUCAGAAAGCAUUUGAUCUUGAGAAAACAAACAAACGGUUAAGUCAUGAGCUUCCAAAGUGUAACUGGCUUGAACUAAAAAUCCAUAAAAUGAAGGGAGUUCAAAAAUAUCUCAGUGAUGAGCAGAUGAUGAGAAUGGAGGAAACAUUAAAUAUGAUAAACGAUCAAAACUCCAAAUCACUGAAAAGAAAGAUCAAUCCUAGAAAAAACACUUCAGAGGACGUAAAGAAGGAAAAAAACGCAAAAAACAAGGAAGCAAAGAUCAAGCUUAUCGUUGAUAAGGAAGCAAAGAUCAAGCUCAACGUUGAUAAGGAAGCAAAGAUCAAGCUCAACGUUGAUAAGGAAGCAAUCAAGCUCAACGUUGAUAAGGACUCAAAGAUCAAGCCCAACGUUGAUAAGGACGCAAAGAUCAAGCUCAACGUUGAUAAGGACUCAAAGGAUAAAAACACAUUGGUUAAGGACGCGACGGACGGAAAAGACGAUAAAGAAAAGUACUCUAAUGAUAUUAUAAUGGUUGAAGCUGAUGAGCUAGAGUCUGGAGGUAUAUCUGAAGAAAAUGAAAUACUUGACAAUCCAGCAGAAUCCGAGAAAGAAGUGCCAAGAGCAAAAUCAACAGAUGUUGAGGAAAACGACGAAGGGGUGACUUCUACUUCAAUCUUAACAUCAAAAAAAGACUUAGAGUUCGAGUCUCCAGAAGACUUGAGACUUCUAGAGAAGAAAGAACUACUUCUCAAGGAAAUUGAAGAAAUAGAACGAAGGAAAGCGGAAGAAUUGAAAAAGCUUGCAAAGAUAAAAUCGUCCCUGUCAGGUUUGAAAUCCCGAAGUUCAGAAAACAUCCCGAAGAAGAAUCCCGAAACUGUGUUCGAUGAGCCAGAUAUCAAACUUGAAACAGUGGACCUGGAACCGGAAAUAUUGGAAGAACAAGAAAAGCCCCCGAAGAAGGUUAAAAGCCCUAGUCGCAGCUUACCAGGGCAUGUGGGACCUAAAAGUGGUUACAUGGGUUCCCCUGUACUCCCAGUAAACCCUGGAUCUGUACAGAACAAUAUUAAUCAAAAAUACGCAAUUCAUCCAUCCCUAACCUCCAAUCAGUAUUCAGCUAAACAUUUAUAUCAACAUCCAGCCAAUUACAAACCAGGAGUUCACAUACUUCCACAAUACCUACAGCAGCAUAGCAUUCCACAAAGGACGCUCCUGAGAACCCUGACUGCUGCCCCGGAGUCCCAUCAUCCAUAUCCCAGAUACGAUUUUACACACAAGAUGAUUGAGAAAUAUCCACAGCUUCAAACAAGUUCCAUAAAUCCAGCUCACGGGUUCACCUCUAAACCAGAGUUACAUUCGACUCAUGGGUUGAACUCCAAACCAGAGUUACAUCCAGCUCAUGGGUUGAAUUCCAAACCAGAGUUACAUCCAGCUCAUGGGUUCAACUCCAAACCAGAGUUACAUCUAGCUCAUGGCUUCAACUCCAAACCAGAGUUACAUCAAGCUCAUGGGUUCAACUCCAAACCAGAGUUACAUCAAGCUCUUGGGUUCAACUCCAAACCAGAGUUACAUCCAGCUCAUGGGUUCAACUCCAAACCAGAGUUACAUCAAGCUCAUGGGUUCAACUCCAAACCAGAGUUACAUCAAGCUCUUGGGUUCAACUCCAAACCAGAGUUACAUCCAGCUCAUGGGUUCAAUUCCAAACCAGAGUUACAUCCAGCUCAUGGGUUCAACUCCAAACCAGAGUUAUACCCAGCUCAUGGGUUCAAUUCCAAACCAGAGUUACAUCCAGCUCAUGGGUUCAACACCAAACCAGAGCUUCCAACUCCCCAGACUAUAGAAGUGGGUUAUCAAGGGUUUGUUCCAACUAAAUCCUCUUCAUCAGCAAUAGUUCAACCAAAGCCAGGAUCUCUGAUCAGAAAUCCAAAAAAUCCAUUGAAACCCAUCCCCAUUCGUCCCAGCCCUAUGGAGGGCUUUAAUCCAUAUCUGCCAUCGAUACGACCAACACUCCAGGACCAGAACAAAGAUCUGGAUGAGACUCAAACGCCGGGUGGAGCUGGAUACAGUCCCUCACCAGUACACAGAGAAAUUGAGGAAGUAACAGAUUUGAGAAUAGAAUCAGUAAAAACACUAUACAGAGGUGUGAAUGAUAAAAGUGUAACUGAAGUUGAUAUGGCAAAGCUACCAAAACUACGAAAAUAUGAUGACAAAAUUAAUUUACUCCAAGGGGUUCCAUUCACUGAUAUCUGUUAUAAAGAUAUGAGAGCACUAGAGAGGUUUAAGGAGAAGAAAAAUAAAGAUGUUGAGAUCCUACGUCUUGAACCAGAGGAGAUGAGAAGAAUCCCCAAGAUAAAUAAGGGUCUUGGCAGGACACUAGAUGACUAUAACAUGAGUAAAUCCCAGGAACCAGAACAAAACAAGGCUAUGGCUGAUACUUAUAUGAUGAAAGUAAGAGAUCAAAAUACUAGUUUUGCUGCUAUUUCUGGCGGUGGUGCUAUUUCUAGUAGUGCAGCAGUUGCCUGUGGUGGACCUUGUGGUGCAUCUAUUCCUGCUAGCAAUACAAAUGCUGCUUCUGUUGAGCCAAGCCUAAAGGAGCUUGAAAUGUAUAGGAGCUGGGUGAAAUGGUAUACAGGAAAAACAAGCUUAGAGCAGCAGCGACAAGAAGCAGAAGUGUCAAGCCAAACAACCAGGAUUAAGUCCCCUUCAAUCCAUGCUUCAGUUAUACCAACAGCUCCAAUAUAUUCAAGAUUACAGCAAAAAGAAACUGCAAAAGGUAUUUCAGCGGGUUGUGAAAAAGGGAUUAUUAAUACUGCUCCCUUCUCUAACCAGAGACCGCUUGUGUCUGCUGGGUUGAGUCAUCAGCAGAAACAGCAUCAGGUUAUACUACAGCAGCAGCAGAUAAUGCUUCAGCAGAACCGUCUUCUGCAGAUUCAGCAUCAGCAGUUCAUACAGAGACAGAGACAAGAGGAAGAGGAGAAAAGAUUAAAUUUUCUACCAACUCAAAGGGAGCUGUCUCUUAGUCCGAGGUCUACUGAAAAAGUAGAAAAGAAGAAUACAGUUUUAGAGAGGGUUCGAUGUGAAGUGUGCGGUAAGGAUGCAGUGUUCAUGUGUUCAGCUUGUAAACUAUCCAAUUACUGUUCAGUUCCUUGUCAAGAAAAAGACUGGUCUAUACAUAGUGUUGAGUGCAUCAAGUAUUAGGGAGAAAGAAAUCAAAAAAAGUUUUUCUUUUGAUUUUUCCAAUUUGUGAUAUAUUAUUAUAAUAUUUGUAAAAUUAACCUCCGUGAUAAUUUUAUACAUUUUUCCUCUAAAUAGAUUAAGCGUUCCUUGUGUUUUU
Messenger RNA from Eurytemora carolleeae, 3868 nucleotides. RefSeq lists its product as uncharacterized. The transcript is spliced from 30 exons. The record is from RefSeq and is a predicted model, not a curated record. Lineage: Eukaryota; Metazoa; Arthropoda; Copepoda; Calanoida; Temoridae. The coding region runs from base 112 to 3732 and encodes 1206 amino acids.